Messenger RNA from Triticum turgidum subsp. durum (durum wheat), 1236 nucleotides. The record is from the annotation of a GenBank genome assembly. NCBI's taxonomy places the organism in Eukaryota, Viridiplantae, Streptophyta, Magnoliopsida, Poales, Poaceae.
AUGCAGCGGUAUCUCCUUGAUGGCCUUGAUGAUGUUGAAGUGGAUAACCUGCCAUUGAUCUUAUCCGUCGCAAACUUGUGCUAUAAAUCUUGCAUGAAACUGCUCGAGAGAUGCCUUGAGAUGGUAGUCCGGUCAAAUCUUGACAUGAUUACUCUUGAGAAAACAUUGCCUCCAGAUGUUAUCAAGCAAAUUACUGAUUCACGGCUAAGUCUUGGGUUAGUUUCACCUGAAGACAAGGGAUUUCCUAACAAACAUGUUAGAAGGAUACUCAGAGUUCUUGACUCUAGUGAUGUGGAGCUGGUGAGGAUGCUGCUCAAGGAAGGGCGGACUAAUCUUGAUGAUGCAUUUGCAUUGCACUAUGCUGUAGAACAUUGUGACUCGAGGAUCACAACAGAACUUCUGGACAUUGCAGUUGCAGAUGUUAAUCAUACAAAUCCAAGAGGUUAUACUGUUCUUCACACUGCUGCCAGGCGAAGAGAUCCUAAAAUUAUUGUCUCUCUUUUAGUGAAAGGUGCUCGACCUUCCGAUCUUACAUUUGAUGGAAGAAAAGCAGUUCAAAUCUCAAGGAGACUCACAAGACACGGGGAUUACUUUGGGAAUACUGAAGAAGGAAAACCGUCUCCUAAUGAGAGGUUAUGCAUUGAGAUACUGGAGCAAGCUGAAAGAUGUGAUCCACAACUUGGAGAAGCAUCUGUUUCUCUUGCAAUGGCUGGUGACUGUCAACCUGGAAAGUUGUUGUACCUCGAAAACCGAGUUGCUUUGGCGAGGAUAAUGUUUCCAAUUGAGGCAAGAGUAGCAAUGGACAUUGCUCGAGUGGAUGGUACGUUGGAAUUUACCCUUGGUUCUAGUUCAAAUCCACCUACAAAGAUGCAUUGGCCAACCGUUGAUCUAAAUGAAAAUCCUUUCAAAAUGAACGAUGAACACUUAGCUCGGAUGAGAGCCCUCUCCAAAACAGUCGAGCUCGGUAAACGCUUCUUCCCGCGAUGUUCGAAUGUGCUUGACAAGAUCAUGGAUGAUGAAAAUGCUUCCCUCGAAAGAGAAGCAUCCUCCGAGAGGAAGCGGAGGUUCCAUGACCUGCAGGACACACUUCUCAAGGCAUUCAGCGAGGACAAGGAUGAGUAUGCCUCAAGGACCGCCAUCAGUAAUCCUCAGAGCAAUCCUAGAAUCAACAUGCAAUUGGUGGGUCACAGUUCCAAUGUUGACAGAAGCAGAAAAGGGGAACAACAACUUGGAUGA